This is a messenger RNA of Cylicostephanus goldi, 273 nucleotides long. Lineage: Eukaryota; Metazoa; Nematoda; Chromadorea; Rhabditida; Strongylidae. The record is from the annotation of a GenBank genome assembly.
AUGUUUGAGGUUUGCAGAUCACAUGUGUUUCAGGUGACAGUUCGAGAAGCGCUAUUCGAUGGGUAUCAUGAUCCGUUGAUUGAUCUUGUUUGUCGACGUCAGAUUCUGGAACAGCUGUGCAAAGCUUUGAGCAUUCCUCAGCGCAUCGGAUUUUUCUACAAGCAGAAUAACACGGAUGAUGGUCUAUAUCAAGUUUCGACUGGUCUCAACGAACCUUGGAAUAUCGGGCAGGUACGAUCUCACCUUAUUCUUAUUGAUAUCUGGGAUAUCUAA